Paramecium octaurelia is the source of this 1280-nucleotide messenger RNA. Lineage: Eukaryota; Ciliophora; Oligohymenophorea; Peniculida; Parameciidae. The record is from the annotation of a GenBank genome assembly.
AUGAUAAUUAUUUUUUUAUUCUUAAACUCUGCAUUUGGAAUUUCAAUAAAUUUAUUCAGAAGGCAAACCUUACCUCAAAAUAAUAUCUCUAACUUUUUAAAUAUACAAUACUAUGGAGUUGUCAAAAUAGGUACACCACCACAAGAAUUUACCGUCAUUUAUGAUACUGGGUCUGGUGAAUUGUGGGUGCCUUCAUAUGGAUGUGUUGGUUGUCACAACUAAGAAUACUUUAGAGCAGAAGAAUCAAAGACACUCGAAGUAUCCGAUUACGUUGUAGAAAUUUAAGUAUGCAUUAAUAUCAAAAGUUAGUAUGGCAAAGGAAAAGUCGUUGGAAGAAUGGUCGAAGACUACAUUGGAUUACCGCAAUCGAAUAUUCAUUCAUUUAUGCCCUUCCUUUUGAUCAUAAGGGAAACUGAAAUUAGAGGCCUGCAGAGUGAUGGAAUUAUGGGGUUAAACAAUGAUUAAAGCAUUCCUAACUUAUUCGAUAUUGCAGCUUAACAAGGACUUAUGAAUAAUUCGAUAUUUGUUAUGCAAUUAAACCAAAUUCCAUACCAGUCGAGAAUAUAUUACAAUAUAUCAGAUGAAAAGUUAAAUAAUGGCACAAAAUGGAUAAAUUCAACUUCAGAUUCAUAUUGGGUAUAUAUCAAUAUAUAUAGAUUUAGACUAUUCAAAUAGAUUAAGCUUAAAUUUAGGAUUACAUUGUCAAUUUCAAUGAAACUCAAUUUGCCUUAGUGGAUACUGGAACUUCUGAUUUGAUCUUGAAUGAAGAAAUGUAUGAGUUGGUUUUAAAUUCAUUACUCAAGACAUGUAAAAAGCAAUUCGGAAUAGUAUUUUGUCCUUGCAAUCCAACUGAGAAAUAGAAAUAAUAUCUUCCUGAUAUUGUAGUUUUUUCGAAAGGAGUUAAAUUAACCAUCUCUUACUCUAGUUAUAUAAUGAACGAUGAUUCAACGAGUGAUGGUUAUUGUUAAAUCACCCUUGCAAGUAAUAAAAUAUUGAAGGAUUUCUCUAACUAAAUGAUUUUUGGAGAUCCAUUUUUUUUCAAUUACAUAACGAUCUUCGAUAAAUAAAAUAAUAGAAUAGGAUUUUAAGAAGCUAAUUAAGGGGUUUGGGAUGAUUCAUAGCAAUAUUACGACGAUUUUACCAUUGACUUUACUGGGUUGUUUUGGUUUUCACUGAUUGCUUACAUAAUAAUGAUAGGAGGUCUUUUCUAUUACAAUUAUAUAUUAUCAAAAGCGUAAAUUGGAAGUCCAUCCGAAUAAGGGCACUCAAUAUAAUUAUGA